This is a messenger RNA of Chrysoperla carnea, 3400 nucleotides long. RefSeq names its product probable E3 ubiquitin-protein ligase HERC4 (gene Herc4). Gene Ontology annotation, biological process: ubiquitin-dependent protein catabolic process; protein ubiquitination. The transcript is spliced from 10 exons. Gene Ontology annotation, molecular function: ubiquitin protein ligase activity. The record is from RefSeq and is a predicted model, not a curated record. NCBI's taxonomy places the organism in Eukaryota, Metazoa, Arthropoda, Insecta, Neuroptera, Chrysopidae. The coding region runs from base 173 to 3382 and encodes 1069 amino acids.
UGUGAUUACUUGAAAAGUUAAGUUUUCUUUAAUUCCAAUAUAGUUUAUGGUAUUUUAAUACAAAUGAAUAAUGCUGUUAUUAAUUAGUUAGUACUUUUAAUGUAUAUACGCUUAUUAUAUUUAAACUAUUGUGAGAUAAAAAUGUAUAAAUAUAUUUUUUAAAAGUUUGUUGAUGAAUUACGUUAAAAUUAUGAAAGAUUUACUAAAUAUGAAUGCAGAUGAUACAUAUGAAGAUAAAAUGUUUUGUUGGGGUAGUACUAUACACGGGGAAUUAGGACUUGGGGGAAUUGAAGAAGAACAAAUUCUGGUUCCUAGAAAAUUACCAUGGGCAGAUUCGGAGAAUGUUAUGUUUGCAGCAUGUGGAGAAACACAUUCAUUGUUAGUUACUGUGGCGGGGAAAGUAUACUCGUGCGGGAACAAUGAUUUUGGACAGUUGGGUCAUGAACAAUCCAGAAAAAGGCCACGUAUGUCCAUGUUUAAAUUGGUAGCAGGUCUUGAUGCCUAUGUAAUUAAGUCUGCAGCAUGUGGAGCUGUUCAUUCUAUGGCGAUUAAUGAAUGGGGCCAAAUAUUUUCAUGGGGUUCUGAUUUAUACGGACAGUUAGGUCAUGGAAAAGUCGCUGAUAUCCAAUCAACACCAAAAAUUAUUCGAGCCUUAGCAACUUUAAAUGUUGUACAAAUUAAAUGUGGUUUACGACAUUCUUUAGCCUUAACAAACAGUGGUGAAUUAUACACUUGGGGAGCCAACGAUUAUGGUCAAUUAGGAAUUGGAAGAACUUCGGCAUUUGAAAAAGAACCACAAUUAAUUAAAAGUUUAGCAGGAAUUCCAAUGGCAUUCAUAGCAUGUGGUGGUAAUCACAGUUUUGCAGUAUCACGAUCUGGUGCUGUUUUUGGUUGGGGUAGAAAUUCAUUUGGACAGUUAGGUAUCAAUGAUGAGAUUGAUAAAGCUUAUCCAGUUCAAUUGAAAACCUUACGUAAUAUAAAAGUGCGCCAUAUAUGCUGUGGCGAAGAUUUCUCAGUGUUCUUAACAUUAGAUGGUGGUGUGUUUACAUGUGGCGGUAAUCAAUUUGGACAGUUGGGUCAUGGGGGUACCUCAAAUGAAAUAUUACCUCGAAAAGUUGUAGAGUUAAUGGGAAGCACAAUUACUCAAGUAUGUUCGGGUAGACGACAUACAUUAGCGUUAGUACCAUCGCGAGGGCGUAUAUAUAGCUUUGGUGUUGGAGGUGCCGGACAGUUAGGCACACGACAAAAUCAAAACUAUGCAACACCACAAUUGGUAUUGGGUCCAUGGGUUAAUCCUAGUAAUAUGUCCGUAGUGAAAUCAUCAGAAGCAUUUAUUGUACGUAGUAUUUUUGCUGGUGGAGAUCAUUGUUUUGUAACGGUUACACAUCCAAAAUCCGGCAUAGCUCCAAAUGAUUAUCGUAUGUUUGAGCCGCAUACACAAAUUUUAAAUAUUACGUUUGAUAAGCUGAAACAAUGUGAAAAUUUAUCAGUUGAAGCUACUGUUGAUCAAGAUUUAUUGAGCUACCUAGAGAUCACAUUUCGUAGUUUAGCAUGUAUUAAUGCUUCGUUUAUGUUGGCGAAUGAAGAACAUUAUUGUUGCACAUCAAAGCGUCAUGGUGUUAAUCUAAAAGCUGCCGAAGAUGGUUUUGCUAUUAUUGCUCGUUUAGAAAAUAAUAGUGUCAAAGAUUUGAUAUGGAAUUGUAUAAGUGGAGAUUUAUUAGAUACAUUGGUACCUUCGCCACCAGAUGUGGAAGCGUUACGAGUUUACCUUAUUCUACCUCUAUAUCAUGAAUUUAUUAAUCCAAAGCAUCAUAAUGUUUUACAUCGACGCUUCGCCCAAUCAUUGUUAUCAUUAACCCCACAAGCGAAGCGUGUUGUUGGUUUGUGGUGGAGCUCAACAUCGAAUGAUUAUUUUGAGCGCCUUGUUGAAAUAUUCAAAGGAGUGGUUUUAUAUAUUUUACGUCAUCAAAAUAUUCCUAAAAAUCGAACAAUAAAUUACGACACGAGUCUGCAGGCUGUUUUAAAUGUAUUAGCAUGUUUAAAUAAAUUAAAUCAUAGUUUAGAUGGGUUAAAGGUUCCAUACACAAUUUUUCACUUGCCAGAAAUCGCUGAUUUUGUGGAUGUGCGAGUCGAUUAUUUAAAUUGGUUAGCUGAUACACAUAAUCAGAAUUUGUAUUUAUGUAACUAUCCGUUUUUAUUUGAUGCCCAAGCAAAAACUCAACUACUUCAAACUGAUCAAUCGUUGCAAAUGCAAUCAGCCAUGAAUGAAGCUGCGACACGAGCAUUUACAACUAUGUUAUUUGCGCCACAAUAUAUGGGAAAUAUUACUCAAUUUUUAAUUUUAAAUGUAUCACGAGAAAAUAUAGUCACUGACACGCUGCAUGAACUUGCAAAAUAUGACUCGCAUGAUUUGAAAAAACCUCUUAAAGUUAAAUUUCAUGAUGAAGAAGCAUUAGAUGCAGGUGGAGUACGAAAGGAAUUUUUCAUGCUAUUAUUACGUGAAAUAUUAGAUCCAAAAUAUGGUAUGUUCAAACAAUACGAAGAAAGUCGUCAAAUAUGGUUCUCAGAAGACUCAUUUGAAGAUGACGUUAUGUAUCAUUUGAUUGGUGUAUUAUGUGGCCUAGCUAUUUAUAAUUUUACAAUUAUUGAUUUACCAUUUCCAUUAGCUUUGUAUAAAAAAAUAUUACAAGAGCCUGUGGGCUUAGCUGAUUUAAAAGCUUUGUCACCAACUUUAGGAAAUUCAUUACAAUCAAUUUUAGAUUACGAAGAAUCUGAUUUAGCUGAUGUUUUCAAUUUGAAUUUUGAAAUAUCACGCGAUGUUUAUGGUGAAAUGCGAACUGUGGAAUUGAAACCUGGUGGAGAACAAAUUCCUCUUACGUUAGAGAAUAAGAAAGAAUUUGUUGAUUUAUAUGUUGAUUUUGUGUUAAAUAAAUCAUGCCAUCAACAUUUCACUCAUUUCUAUCAAGGUUUUAUGAAAGUUUGCGGUGGACGUGUUCUUCAACUAUUUCAUUCACAUGAAUUAAUGUCAGUGGUCGUUGGAAACGAAGAUUAUGAUUGGGAUGCAUUGGAAGAAAAUGCACAGUAUAAAGACGGCUAUACGGCGUCCGAUCAACCAAUUAAAUGGUUUUGGGAAGUUCUACGAGAGCUUUCUUUGGAGGAAAAGAAAAAGUUUUUAUUAUUUUUAACGGGAUGUGAUCGUAUUCCCAUUCAAGGAAUGAAAGCUAUUAAGAUUGUAAUUCAACCGACAGCCGAUGAUCGUUUCCUUCCUGUAGCUCAUACGUGUUUCAAUUUGUUGGAUCUCCCCCGAUAUCAAACAAAAGAAAGGCUCCGUUAUAAAUUGUUACAAGCAAUUCAACAAACUGAAGGAUUCUCUCUAGUUUAAAAAAAAAUAAAAUAAAAA